UGCAGGGCUAUAAUCGAAGUACAAGAUGGCAAGAACCAGCCACAGCAACUAUGUCCUUCAGCAGCUAAACAACCAAAGAGAGUGGGGCUUUCUGUGUGACUGCUGUAUCGCUAUCGAUGAUAUUUAUUUUCAAGCACAUAAAGCAGUCCUUGCUGCAUGCAGCUCCUAUUUUAGGAUGUUUUUUAUGAACCAUCAACACACUACAGCCCAGCUGAAUCUAAGUAACAUGAAGAUUAGUGCUGAAUGCUUUGAUCUUAUUUUACAGUUCAUGUAUUUAGGAAAAAUUAUGACAGCCCCCACCAAUUUUGAGCAAUUUAAAGUGGCCAUGAACUAUUUACAGCUAUAUAAUGUACCUGAAUGUCUAGAAGAUAUACAGGAUACAGACUCAUCUGGUUUAAAAUGUUCAUCUUCUGCUUCUAGCACCCAGAAUAGCAAAAUGAUAUUUGGCGUGAGAAUGUACGAAGACACGCUUGCUAGAAAUGGCAGCGAAGCAAACAGGUGGGGCAUGGAGCCGCCAAGUUCAACAGUAAAUACAUCCCAUAACAAAGAGCCUGAUGAGGAAGCUUUGCAGCUAAGCAGCUUUCCCGAACAACUGUUUGAUGUCUGCAAAAAAAGCACCACGUCCAAAUUCUCUCACACAAAAGAGCGCGUGUCCCACUCGCGCCGCUUUGGAAGAAGCUUCACCUGUGACAGCUGCGGGUUUAGUUUUAGCUGUGAAAAGCUGCUGGAUGAGCACGUGUUAACGUGCACUAACAGGCAUUCCUACCAAAGUGCCAGGUACUACAGUACUGAAAAAAUAGACUUUAAUGAAAAGGACUCUACUUCUAAAGUAAUCUCCACACAAACAGACAAAUACAAGGGGGACUCGAGCCAAGCGGCGGACGAUUCUUCAUCUCCUGUGUCAAACAUCACAAGCAGAAAAAGCAGCACAGUUGCCUCCGAAACAUCAGGUGAAGAAGGAAGUAGAGCCUCUGAGAGGAAGAGGAUUAUUAUCAAGAUGGAACCAGAGGACAAUCCUGCUGAUGAACUGAAGGAUUUUAAUAUUAUUAAGGUGGCAGAUAAAGACUGCAAUGAGUCCUCCGACAAUGAUGACCUAGAUGAUGAACAGGAAGAGCCGCUUUACAGAUACUAUGUUGAGGAAGAGAUCAGAGAGAAGAGAAAUGCUCGGAGGACUUUAAAACCCCGUUUAUCCAUGGAUGAGGAUGAAAGAAAGUGUUUGAAAAGUCCGCGGCACCUUAACAGGAAAGCUCCUUCAGUGCAGGAAGACGUGGAGAAUGCUCCCUGUGAACUUUGUGGGCUAACAAUCACCGAGGAAGAUUUGUCCUCUCAUUAUUUAUCCAAACACAUAGAAAAUAUAUGUGCUUGUGGCAAGUGUGGUCAAAUACUGGUCAAAGGCAAGCAGUUACAGGAUCAUGCGCAGACCUGUGGAGAACCCCAGGAUCUGACUAUGAACGGUAUCAGAAAUUCUGAGGAGAAAAUGGACUUAGAAGAAAACCCUGAAGAGCAGUCGGAAAUAAGGGACAUGAUGUUUGCAGAGAUGCUGGAGGACUUCAGGGACAGUCACUUCCCAAUGAACAGCCUUCAGAAAAAACAGUUAUACAAGCAUUCAGCCUGUCCUUUCCGAUGCCCUAAUUGCGGUCAGCGUUUUGAAACUGAAAACCUUGUGGUUGAGCAUAUGUCAAACUGCCUGGAGCAAGAUCUGUUCAAGAACUCCAUGAUGGAAGAGAACGAGAGGGAUCACAGACGUAAGCAUUUCUGCAAUCUUUGUGGGAAAGGAUUUUAUCAGCGUUGCCACUUGCGGGAACACUAUACCGUUCAUACCAAGGAAAAACAGUUUGUUUGUCAGACAUGUGGGAAGCAGUUCUUAAGAGAGCGCCAGUUGCGGCUCCACAAUGAUAUGCACAAAGGCAUGGCCAGUAGUGAAAUAGGGACUUCUAAGCUUCUGAACAACUGAGAGAACCAGGUUUGAAGAAGACAUGAGGAAGAACUGGUCGUCAAAAGAUUUCAUAAAAACUCAGAACUGCGUGUGCCAGAUCUGAAUUGGCACCACC
Nestor notabilis (Kea) is the source of this 2051-nucleotide messenger RNA. It is a transcript of the gene ZBTB1, whose product is annotated as zinc finger and BTB domain containing 1. The coding region runs from base 26 to 1954 and encodes 642 amino acids. The transcript is spliced from 2 exons. Gene Ontology annotation, molecular function: phosphatase binding. The record is from RefSeq and is a predicted model, not a curated record. Gene Ontology annotation, biological process: regulation of immune system process; negative regulation of phosphatase activity; regulation of cytokine production. Lineage: Eukaryota; Metazoa; Chordata; Aves; Psittaciformes; Psittacidae.